Molecule: messenger RNA, 1492 nt
Organism: Scheffersomyces stipitis CBS 6054
Lineage: Eukaryota; Fungi; Ascomycota; Pichiomycetes; Serinales; Debaryomycetaceae
Gene: FTR1
Product: FTR1 family protein
Exons: 1
Coding region: 1-1158 (385 amino acids)
Biological process (GO): iron ion transmembrane transport
Cellular component (GO): high-affinity iron permease complex; plasma membrane
Molecular function (GO): ferrous iron transmembrane transporter activity
Source: RefSeq, a predicted model, not a curated record
AUGGUGAACGUAUUUAAUGUCCAAAUUUUCUUUAUCGUGUUUAGAGAAUCCUUAGAGGCCGUCGUUGUCGUUUCGGUCCUCUUGGCUUUUCUUAAACAAGGUUUGGGACAAGCCACCCAAGACCCCGUUGUCUACAAAAAAUUAGUCCGACAAGUGUGGAUAGGGGCGAUACUGGGGGUGGUUGUCUGUCUUAUCAUUGGUUGUGCUUUUAUUGGUGCUUUCUACUCUCUUGGUAACGAUGUUUGGUCUAAGUCGGAAGAUAUCUGGGAAGGUGUCUUCUGUAUUAUUGCGACUGUUUUGAUCUCUCUUAUGGGUCUUGCUAUGCUUCGUAUUAACAAGAUGAAAGAAAAGUGGAGAAUUAAGUUGGCCAGAGCUUUGACUAAGACACCUAGUAAUAAAAAGGACAGAUUCAAGAUUGGUUACUUAACCAAGAAGUACUGUAUGUUCAUUUUGCCUUUCAUUACUUGUUUAAGAGAAGGUUUGGAAGCUGUUGUCUUCGUUGGUGGUGUUGGUUUAAGUUCCCCAGCCACCGCUUUCCCUAUUCCAGUUAUCACUGGUUUAAUUGCUGGUAUUGCUGUUGGUACUCUUUUGUACUACUCUGGUUCGACCGUUUCUUUGCAGAUCUUUUUGAUUAUCUCCACUGGUAUUUUGUACUUAAUCGCUGCUGGUUUAUUCUCCAGAGGUAUUUGGUACUUCGAGAACCAUCUUUUCAGUGUUCAAACUGGUGGUGAUGCUUCUGAAAACGGUUCUGGUCCUGGUACUUAUGAUAUUGCCAAGUCUGUUUGGCACGUCAACUGCUGCAACCCAGAAACCGACAACGGUUGGGAUGUGUUCAACGCUUUAUUAGGAUGGCAAAAUUCUGCUACCUAUGGUUCUGUUAUUUCCUACAACAUCUACUGGUUGGUUAUCAUUGCCGUUAUUCUCUUGAUGCUCUUCGAAGAAAAGCACGGUCACUUACCAUUCCUCAAGAACCUUACCUUAGUUCAAUUGAACCCUAUGUACCACUUGAAGGGCAAGAAGAAGAACAACUUGACCAGUGCUGAAAAGGAAGAAUUGUUCGACAAGGUCAAGAACACUAACUUUGGUGAAGAUUCUGAACAUGAACCACUCACUGAAAUCCGCAAAGAAAUUAGUGAUGUUGAAAAGGUAUCCAAUUAGAGUAAUGUGUACUAUCAUUUGCUGAGGCUGAGGUAUCCAAUUUCCACUAUUACACACACACACACACACUGAUGGGAAUGGAGUGCUCCAGCUGAGGUAAUUGUUAUUAUUCAAUAUUCUUUUUCUUUAUCUUGUUUCUAUCUAAUUUUCAUUUGUAACCUUACUUCGGAGGGGGAAGUUGGGAAUGUUGUGAAAGCAACUCUGAACCAGCAUCUGCAAACGGAGAAAUUGGGUCCUCUUUGUUUGUCUGGGAAGAGUUGCUUUCAUGCUGAGCAAUUAUAUAUAUAUAUGGGUUUUACUUUCACUUUUAGGGGUAUAAUAUACAUUUAUUUCU